Messenger RNA from Pieris rapae (cabbage white), 520 nucleotides. RefSeq lists its product as uncharacterized. The record is from RefSeq and is a predicted model, not a curated record. Bases 41 to 331 code for a protein of 96 amino acids. The transcript has 4 exons. NCBI's taxonomy places the organism in Eukaryota, Metazoa, Arthropoda, Insecta, Lepidoptera, Pieridae.
AAUAAACUUGCUAGCCUAUUUUUUGUAAUGUUUCAACAUUAUGAAAAGUCACACAGUGGUUUAUUUUCUCAUUACGACCAUCGUCGUUUACGGAAAAUAUCGGAAACCGAUAAUAAAAUAUCCGCAGGACACAGUUUUCUGGGCAACAGACUUUUUUGUCAAGGGAUGUAGGAACUUUUUAGAUAAUUGCCCUUCUGCCUAUAAAGCUCAAGAAAUAUGUGCGAGAAGUUAUGGAGGGGACUAUAGAGACUUUUCCAAUUAUUGUCAAAUGCAGUAUGAGAAUUGUAACACGUGGCGCAAAUGGCGGGUAUUUAAAAGGGAGCGGUGUUGAAUAAAAAUAAGAAUCCCAAUAACCAAAUUCGUUUUUGUAUGGGAUCCUCACGUAUUGAAGCCAUAUUUAGAGUUUCAUUUUUCGUCCGUAUAUUUGUUUAAGAUGUUUACGUAAUUCAUAAACAGUUUUGUUGCCGGAAAUUAACCAAUUUAUUUCAUAGAAUUUAAAUACUUUUAACGAUGUAUUUGU